AGCUUUGGGCGGGCCAAACGGGAAGCAGGGUCCUUCUCUCGGGCGGUCGCACAGGCUGCGGCUGUGGGAAGCCGGGCUCAGGCACCAUGUACUACAAGUUCAGCGGCUUCACGCAGAAGCUGGCUGGAGCCUGGGCCUCGGAAGCCUAUAGUCCGCAGGGGUUAAAGCCAGUGGUUUCCACAGAAGCACCGCCUAUCAUAUUUGCCACACCGACUAAACUAACCUCCAGUGUGACAGCAUAUGACUAUGCUGGGAAGAACAAAGUUCCAGAGCUGCAGAAAUUCUUCCAGAAGGCUGACGGUGUGCCCAUCCACCUGAAACGAGGCCUACCCGACCAAAUGCUUUACCGGACCACCAUGGCGCUGACUGUGGGAGGGACCAUCUACUGCCUGAUUGCCCUCUACAUGGCUUCCCAGCCCAAAAAUAAAUGAGUUAGCCUGUGGAGGACUGGGUUACUUUGUGGCACAAACCCUUUGAAUUUUCACUUUUCUGUUUGUUUUUUUUUUCCACUUGGAUGGUCUACUAACAUUUUUGCAAACAAAGGAAAAGAUGAGAGCACAAGCGCUUUGGUUUGUGAAAUGCAGAUGGUCUGUCAGGUGUCAGCGCUGGUUUGACAGUUAAUACACUGUCGCAGGAAACAACCCUGAGCCUGUUUGUGCCCCUGAUUUCCCUGGAGGCUCUGGAUACAAGUUGCUCACAGCCUCAUUAAUGGCAGGCAGUCUGUGCUCAGGGCCUCCGAGAUUGGGGCUAAGCAGGGACUGCAGAGUCCUUUCUGGGUUUAGCUGUGACUGUGGAAGGAAGACAGAGCUGAGGGUCAAGCAUGUGAAAUGAGGAGUUCCAGUUAGCCAGCCACCUGGGACUUUUUCCAUCUUGCAGUGAAAUGUUAAUAGAAAUUUUUGCAAUCUGCCUCUGUUUUUCGGGCAGUUUGUUUCAAAGGGUAAUUUGCCUCACCCAGCUUCUUAGUGAAAUGUUAUGUAUUUGUUCCAUCAUGGGAAAGAGAACACCUGUCAGGAUUGUACUUUAGACAGCUGUACCAGAAAUUCUCUUUAGUAAUGCUAUGACUUUAAAUUAUGAUUUCUUUGACUGUGGAAUAAAUACAUGAAUAAAAAUUUUA
Mesocricetus auratus (golden hamster) is the source of this 1114-nucleotide messenger RNA. RefSeq names its product cytochrome c oxidase subunit 7A-related protein, mitochondrial (gene Cox7a2l). The transcript is spliced from 3 exons. Lineage: Eukaryota; Metazoa; Chordata; Mammalia; Rodentia; Cricetidae. The record is from RefSeq and is a predicted model, not a curated record. Gene Ontology annotation, biological process: regulation of oxidative phosphorylation; mitochondrial respirasome assembly; mitochondrial electron transport, cytochrome c to oxygen. Bases 87 to 431 code for a protein of 114 amino acids.